UUACACCCCGAAAGUGUGUUAUGAGGGCUCUAUUAGAAAGGUGAACGUGGGUUUACACCACUAAACACAAAAGUUUAAUCCUAUUCAUUAAACGACUUCACACCCCUGAUAAAUGCCAGCCGGGUCGCCCAAGAGGACCAUCAUUCCAUGCAAUGUUUUCCAGCCAGAUGACUUCUACUCCUUUCUCAGUGCGGGACAUACUGAACCUGGAGCAGAAUCAGGAGGACUUGGUCUCUCUGGAUAUGUCUCAGCGGCUGGACAGUGCACUUAUUCCGACCUCAUCCUGCAUGCUGUCCACUUUCAAACAAGAGCAGUUCAUGGAAAUGCCAUCCGGAGCGUCUCUCUUCAGCGAAGACCUUCAGGACGACAAAGGCAACAAAAACAGCUCUCUGAACUUCAGUACCGCUGCCUUUUAUGGGAAGAAUUUCCUAGAAAUGGACUUUGUUAAAGACGCAAAGAUGGAUGAAACUUUUGAAGAAAAAGAGAAAAAAGACAUCAGCUGCACUCAGGAAGAUCCAAGUGAAGAUCUGAAGCAGGAUGAUACGGAUCGACCCAAACAGAGGAAAAGGAGGAAGCCUCGUGUUCUGUUCUCUCAGGCGCAGGUGUACGAGCUGGAGAGGCGCUUCAAACAGCAGAAAUACCUCUCCGCACCUGAGAGAGAUCACCUAGCCAGCGUGCUCAAACUCACCUCCACACAGGUCAAGAUCUGGUUCCAGAACAGACGCUAUAAGUGCAAGAGGCAGCGUCAGGACCAGACCCUGGAGAUGGUGGGCAUCGCUCCUCCGAGACGCAUCUCGGUGCCGGUUUUGGUUCGGGAUGGAAAGCCGUGCCUGGGCGACGCUUCCACAUACAACACCUCUUACAACGUGGGGCUCAAUCAUUUCACCUACAACACCUACCCUGCCUUUAGUAAUUUCCCGAGUCCGGGCAACACGAACUACUCAUGCAACUACCCACCGAGCGUGUCCUCCCUCCAGCCCUCACAGUCCAGCAACAACUACAUCAACUUCGGAGCUGGGGAUCUAAAUAACGCGCAGGCUCCGUUUCAGUCCAGCAGCGGGGUUCCCUCACUACACGGCAUCCGAGCUUGGUGAAAUACAAACAAAAAACUUUAACUGCAUGCAUUAUUUCUUCUAUGGACAUUUACAUUCAAAUGACAAAUGAAUCCAGACCGGGUUGCUUUCGCUCUGUCACAUACGUUCAUUUUUAGGUUUUAAUAUACGCAUCGUUUUCUUUUAAAAACCUGUCUGAAUAAUUUGCUUGCACCUGAGUUAAAUUAUGAGAGAUAAACCGCACGUGAAAUAUAUAGGUAGAUUAUUUAUAAUUUUUUCACCAGAUGGCCUUUAAAACUCGGGCGAAGAUAUCAAGUUCUUUCUUUCUUUCUUUCUUUCCAAGGUCAGUCUUAUUUUUUAUUUUUUUUUAAAACCUCACAGACAAAUAUUAUAAACUGUAACCAAUAAAGUGCAUAAAUGAAUUAUUAUUAAUAAGAAACAAAUUUCUUUGUGUAGCCUAUAUCCAGAAGUACAUCACGAACACGGCUCGAAAUGAGGUUUUGUUAUUCAUUUGCUUGUGUAAGUCUAAGCUUUUUGAAGAAAUAAUAAAGGCUUUUCGAGAAUGCAAUUAUUAUUUGGUUUGU
Molecule: messenger RNA, 1636 nt
Organism: Cyprinus carpio (common carp)
Lineage: Eukaryota; Metazoa; Chordata; Actinopteri; Cypriniformes; Cyprinidae
Product: homeobox protein Nkx-2.5
Biological process (GO): cell differentiation; regulation of transcription by RNA polymerase II
Cellular component (GO): nucleus
Molecular function (GO): RNA polymerase II cis-regulatory region sequence-specific DNA binding; DNA-binding transcription factor activity, RNA polymerase II-specific
Source: RefSeq, a predicted model, not a curated record